AUGCAGCGCCCUGCUGCGGCCCACAGCCACCGGCCUGCACCGCCACCACCCACACGUGCGCCUGCUUGCCUGCGCCAUGCAGUGGGCCCUACAAUUUGGAUCCCCAGUGAGGAUGGCCGGCUGUCGGUCGUCAGGGGGCUCAGCGACGCGCCCAUCCUGAAUUGCACCAUCCCGGCGCUGCUGGAGCGGCAGGCGCUGGCCUGGGGGGAUAAUGAGGCCGUUGUGAGCAUGCACCAAGAGACACGUCUGUCCUACAGGGAGCUGCUGCGGCAUGCCAACGAGGUUGCCCAGGGCCUGCUGGCGCUGGGGGUGCAGCGACGGGACCGAGUGGGCAUCUGGGCGGGAUCCUGCGUGGAGUGGGCGACUCUGCAGUACGCUGCUGCCAAGGCCGGCGCGGUUCUGGUAAAUCUUAAUCCCUCGCUUAAGGCAGCAGCAGAGCUGGCCUAUGCGCUCAACAAAGUGGGCGUCUCCACGCUCGUCAUGGCGCCCGAACUGAGGGGCACGUCAUUUGUGGACCUGGUAGAGAGCAUCAGGUGGGGGACGCCACAGCUGCGCAACAAAGUAGUGCUGGGCCCCAAUGCGCCAGAGGGUUCGCUGACCUGGUACGAUUUGAGGUGGGCGGGUGAGGGUGGGCGGCUGCAGAGUGAGCUGCAGCAGCGGCAGCGGGACUGUCGCCCAGGGGAGCCCGCAAACAUCCAGUUCACGUCGGGCACCACGGGUUUUCCAAAGGCUGCGACACUGUCGCAUAGAAAUAUAGUGAAUAACGCGUUCCAGGUGGGGGAGACGCUGCAAUACUCGGCAUCCGACAGGGUGUGCCUGCCAGUCCCGCUCUUUCACUGCUUUGGAUCGGUGAUGGGCAACGUUGCGUGCGCUGCUCAUGCCGCGACUGCCGUCUAUCCAUCGGACUGCUUUGAUGCGGGGGCCACGUUGGCAGCUGUGGAGCAAGAGCGCUGCACAUCGCUGUAUGGCGUGCCCACGAUGUUCAUUGCGCAGCUGGAGCACCCCGAAUUUCAGCGGCGCGACCUAACCAGCCUGCGUACCGGCAUAAUGGCGGGAGCUCCCUGCCCAGCGGCCCUCAUGCAGAAAGUGCAAGCAGAGAUGCAUAUGCGGCAAAUAACGGUUUGCUAUGGCCAGACAGAGACAAGCCCUGUUUCCUUCCAGACGUCGCCAGAGGACCCUGUGGACAGACAAGCAACCACGGUGGGAAGAAUCCACCCGCACCUAGAGGCCAAGGUGGUGGACCCUGCCACGAAUCUGACGUUGCCGCGCGGGCAGGUUGGAGAGCUCUGUGUCCGUGGCUACUCAGUGAUGCUGGGGUACUGGGCCGAUGCGCCGGCGACUGCUCGCAGCUUUGAUGCGGACCGUUUCAUGCACACGGGCGAUCUGGCUAUCCUUGAUGACAAGGGCUACUGCUCCAUUGUCGGGCGAAUCAAGGACAUGGUGAUCCGCGGAGGGGAGAACUUGUAUCCUCGAGAGAUCGAGGAGUUCCUGCACCACCACCCCGCCAUUGCAGACGUGCAGGUGUUUGGCGUGCCUGAUGUAAAGCAUGGAGAGGAGUUGUGUGCUUGGGUCAGGCUCAGGGAGGGGCAGCGCCAUAUCGGCGGCGAAGAGCUGCGAGCCUUCUGCAAGGGACGAAUUAGCCACCAAAAGAUUCCCCGGUAUUGGAAGAUGGUAGAAAGUUAUCCCACAACGAUGAGCGGGAAGCCACAGAAGUAUCUUAUGCGAGAGGCAGCGAUGCAGGAGCUGGGGUUGCAAGCCGUCGCACUGCAGCUUGUGCAGACAGCCUGA
This is a messenger RNA of Chlorella variabilis, 1788 nucleotides long. RefSeq lists its product as hypothetical. NCBI's taxonomy places the organism in Eukaryota, Viridiplantae, Chlorophyta, Trebouxiophyceae, Chlorellales, Chlorellaceae. Bases 1 to 1788 code for a protein of 595 amino acids. The record is from RefSeq and is a predicted model, not a curated record. Gene Ontology annotation, biological process: fatty acid metabolic process. The transcript has 16 exons. Gene Ontology annotation, molecular function: medium-chain fatty acid-CoA ligase activity.